Messenger RNA from Fimicolochytrium jonesii, 2511 nucleotides. RefSeq lists its product as uncharacterized. Gene Ontology annotation, molecular function: ubiquitin protein ligase activity; protein binding. The record is from RefSeq and is a predicted model, not a curated record. Lineage: Eukaryota; Fungi; Chytridiomycota; Chytridiomycetes; Spizellomycetales; Powellomycetaceae. The transcript has 6 exons. The coding region runs from base 1 to 2511 and encodes 836 amino acids. Gene Ontology annotation, biological process: ubiquitin-dependent protein catabolic process.
AUGUCGGAAGUCAACGGCGCUUCGUCGUCGGCAUCCAUUUCGGGUGCUUCUACCUCUGCCCACAGGACUGUUAAAAUCACGGUUGUCGCCGCUGAUGGGUUGUACAAGAAGGAUAUCUUUAGACUGCCUGACCCUUUUGCCGUCAUUACGGUCGACGGGGAGCAAACGCAUACCACAUCACCAGUAAAACGCACGCUGAAUCCAUACUGGAACGAGAGCUUUGACAUCUCCGUAACGAAUAGCAGUGUGCUGGCGGUCCAAAUAUUUGAUCAACGGAAAUGGAAAAAGGCGAAAGACCAAGGGUUCCUUGGUGUCAUCAACUUGAACAUGGCAAAUGUCUUUGACGUCAACACCGGUGGAGAUGAAAUGCUGACAUUGGACCUCAAGAAGGGAAACACGAGUGAUUUUGUCUCUGGAAAGCUGAUCGUAAAUCUCUCAACCGCCGAAGUCGUCGCUGGAAACGGAUCGGCGGCAAAUUCCGGUGCCACCUUGGCCCCUGCCCCAUUGGUAGGGCGCGCUCAGUCCGUCUCAUCCCACCGAACCUCAACCUCAUCAUACCAACCCAACGGCGUCGUCGCAUCGUCCGCGAGCUCCGUAGCCACACAACUACCAGUCCCCGAAUCCAACGCAAAACCACGGAGACCCUCAUUACACGCUCCUACAAACUCCACAUCUAGUGCGUCUUCUGCACGGCCGUCCCCCAGUGCGGCAUCCACUUCGGCCACUGCUAGUGCGGGGCCGGCGGCCGCGUCUACGGAAACUGUGACUGAGGAUUUACCGUCGGGGUGGGAGAGGCGGGUGGAUCAUUUGAAUCGGGUGUAUUAUGUGGAUCAUAAUUCCCGGACAACCACGUGGCGUCGUCCAAACGCCGCAGCACCACCGAGCAUGGCAGAUGUAGAAAGCAGUGGGCAAAACGAUAGAUUACCGGAAACGAACGGCGCCACUAUCGCUUCCUCGCUGGCUCCUACCAACAUUACCACACCCACGCCCGCGACUGCUGCAAGCUCAGCGGCUGCGCCUCCCACAACAGCUAACUACGGCGCCCUACCGAACGGAUGGGAGCAGCGCUUCACUCCGGAAGGCCGUCCAUACUUUGUUGACCACAAUACCCGCACAACGACAUGGCUGGAUCCACGUCGUUUGCAACAAAACCGCGGCGGUAGCGCAGGCCAACAGCUCACCUCCGGCCAAGCCGCGAACCAACUGGCUAUCGCCCAACAACAAGCCCUGGCGGCUCUGGGCCCUCUCCCCUCCGGCUGGGAAAUGCGCAUGACCAACACCGGGCGGAUCUACUUUGUCGACCACAACGCCAAAAUCACCACCUGGGACGAUCCCCGAUUACCCAGCAGCGUCGACGCGAACGUACCCCAGUACAAGCGCGAUUUCCGCCGCAAACUGGCCUACUUCAGGUCCCAGCCCGCCAUGCGUCCCAUCCCCGGCUCAUGCCACAUCACCGUCCGCCGUAACAACAUCUUCGAGGACGCCUACUCGGAGAUCAUGCGCUACCCCGCCUCCGAGCUCAAAAAACGGCUCAUGAUCAAGUUCCACGGCGAAGACGGUCUCGACUACGGUGGCCUCUCCCGCGAGUUCUUCUUCCUCCUCUCCCACGAGAUGUUCAACCCCGUCUACUGCCUCUUUGAAUAUUCCGCCCACGACAACUACACUCUGCAGAUCAACCCCAACAGCGGGGUGAACCCGGAGCAUCUGAACUAUUUCAAGUUUAUUGGACGCGUUGUGGGGUUGGCGAUCUAUCAUCAGCGGUUCUUGGAUACGUUUUUCAUUACGGCGUUCUAUAAGAUGAUUUUGAAGAAGAAGAUUGCCAUCAAGGAUAUGGAGAGUGUGGAUGCGGAGAUGUGGAGGAGUUUGGAGUGGAUGUUAAACAACGACAUAACCGACGUCCUCGACCUAACCUUCUCCGCCGAAGAGGAAGUCUUUGGCGUCGUCAAAACCAUCGACCUCAAACCCAACGGCCGCGACAUUGUCGUCGACGAGACCAACAAAGCCGAGUACGUCGAGCUCGUCGUCAACUGGCGCGUCGUCAAACGCGUCGCGGAGCAAUACAAGGCGUUCCAGCAAGGGUUCCAUGAACUCGUACCUCAUGAGCUGAUCACGGUGUUUGAUGAUAAGGAGCUGGAGCUGCUGAUUGGCGGGAUUGCGGAUAUUGAUAUUGAGGAUUGGAAGAAGCAUAGUGAUUAUAGGGGUUAUGUUGAAGGGGAUGAGGUUGUGCAGUGGUUCUGGAAGUGCGUAACCCAAUGGGACUCGGAGAAAAAAGCCCGCCUCCUCCAAUUCGUCACCGGCACCUCGCGUAUCCCCGUCAACGGGUUCAAAGACCUGCAGGGCUCCGACGGCCCCCGACGGUUCACGAUCGAGAAGAGUGGCGAGGGGGAAGGGUUGCCGAAGAGUCAUACGUGCUUCAAUCGGUUGGACCUACCGGUGUAUAAGAAUCUGGAGAUGUUGGAACGUAAAUUGACGAUGGCGAUCGAGGAGACGGUUGGAUUUAUGCAGGAGUAA